CAGAUAUCAAAAUGAUAGAGACAACUACUUCGGGUCCAGUCUAGAUAGAGGAGCUAGACAUGGAUUAGUUUUGUCCAUCUCCCAAAAGCAAGCUCUUGUUCCUCACCCCUCCGUUUGAUCAUCUUUUCGACCCAGAAACCCCAUCCUCACUCUGGUUUUGCGGCGCCCUGACUAGAUCGACCACCCACCCCCAGCCCAUGCCCAUGCCUGGUACCCGCGCGUGGGGAGGGGUUUGAAGCUCUCAGUCUAAGACGCAGGCCAGCUUAUGACGAGACCCGGGUUACCUUCUGUUACAAUCCCAGGGCCUGGUCACAUAGAGUACUAGACUUGGUAGACCCGCCUUGAAGAGGAUCUCCGACCUUUACCGUUCUAUUGGCUCCAAGAUAUUUUGACCCUUGUCGCACAUCAACUUAUCUUCUGAAGCUAGAGGAUAUAUACUUGGGUCUUUCCUCUGAAUUUCUGAGCCAUCUAGUCAAGUCUGUCUCCCAAAGAACCAUACCCAGGACUCGAAAACUUUAUACAAUCUCUUCUUUCUACAUCAUAUCUAUUCUUCUAUUAUAUAGUUCAGGUCCCUCUUGUCGCCUUCGUACACUCUGCUCCGGCCCUUCUUGAUCAUCUCAAGCAAUACCAAGUCUUUCUUGACUUACUCCGUUUGAAUCAGUCUAAGCAACAGAACCUACCAGUCUUGCUUUGAGAGCAGGACUGAUCUGAACUGGCAAAUGGCCCUUACAGCUCAAUCUUCAGACGCUCCCAACUGGGGACGCUGGUCGCAACAACUUCCGGGCGACUAUACUAUGAUGGCAUCUCCACACAUGCUUCCUUUUGACUCUCGAGCCACCAACACUGGUCCUCUCCAACGACCUGUCAUGGCACCUUACAUGGUUCAGCCAUCCUACGGUUCAGGUCCAGUGAACAGCCUCACAGCACCUCACUACCAGGUUCCCAAUCCCUACCAAUUUGGAGGAUAUCAAGGCCCGCCGACGCCUCCGCACCACUCAACGCCUUUCAAAAUGGAAUACAAUGAUCGCCGACCUAUGGGACAUGAUAACGACCACGGCCGAAUGCCCUCUUAUUCUCGGGAGAUGAAGUACACAUAUGCCGAACAAGCACCUUCCCCGGCACGGAGCGAUUCGCAAGCCUCGACUGUCAGAUCCUCGGGCACCAACCCAUCUAUGGGCUCAAAGACUAUCACCUCCAACGAAACUCUCAACCCUGGUGAUCAGAUCAACUUCGAAACAGAAGUGGAUGAGCUGAUGAAAGCCAUCCAACGCAAGGCAGACCUGCAAGUCGAUACAGUACAGCAGCCACUCACUCCUGGAAUGUCUCCUGUCUCCGAAGCAAGCUUUGAAAGUCAAGGAACACCAGGUCCUAUGGAUAGUAAGACAGCUCGAAAGAGAUAUCGCUGUGAUGGCCCCAAUUGCCAGAAGAGUUUCACCCAAAAGACCCAUCUCGACAUUCAUCGCAGGACACACACUGGCAUCAAGCCAUACAACUGUGACUUUCCUGGCUGCGACCUGACCUUCUCUCAACUUGGCAACCUCAAGACUCACAGACGUCGUCACACUGGCGAACGCCCGUUUGCUUGCGACAAGUGUGAUCGCCACUUUGCUCAACGUGGCAACCUUCGCGCCCACCUACAGACUCACCAAGGCCUCAAGCCCUUCAUUUGCAUUCUCGAUGAUUGUAACAAGACAUUCUCACAACUUGGAAACAUGAAGACGCACCAAAAUAACUUCCACAAGAAGACACUCAAGAAGCUUACAAUGAAGUUCGCCAAUAUCAUUGCCUCGGGCGAGGAAGUCUCCGAAGCCGAUCGCGAGCUUUUCGAAUACUUCGCCGCGCACUACAAGAACAGCAACAAAGGGAUCAAGGGUAGAGGGAAAGCCCGCACGGUUGCUGACCGCAAGGCCAAGGCAUCCCAGUCUCCUCCUGCCAACACCAUGACAGCUGUGCCCCAAUAUCCUCUUCCUCAAAUUGCCCCAACACCAGUGACUCCUCACGGACUCCCUGUAUCGGGCAGCCUCGCUUCUUACAGUGUGACUCGAGGCCAGCCCGGUCCUAUCAACCACAUGUCUCGCCAGACUCACACUGGUGGCUAUGAGGUGUAUGACAUACAAGGUCAUCACCAUAUCCAGCCACCGAACAACAACGGCAUGUUAUAUGAGACCGGUAGCACGCGCGAAAUGGGCUACCAUGGGCGCAUGUACUGAGAACUCAUCGUUCGUAUCAUGAGACAGAACUACCGCACAAACUUGGAUAUGACUCGGCAGCGUCACGCAUUUCAUUUCACCAAAUUUACAACAGUACUACCAUACGGGAGGCACAACAGCGGUUCCAUUUUUGAGAAAGAAAAAAGCAGAAUUUACAGAAGCGGGUGUUUUAAAAGGAGUUGAAAAAUUGGACUCUUCUAGAGGCCACAACGAAGCGGUUGAUUUUCUUUGGGUGGUUGGUUGUCUGAACACAAUGAUGCAGGGGAUUCGCCCUUACCUUUCUCUUUUUGCUAUUUUGAUACCAAUUGCAUCAAGCCCUGCCGAAGCCUCUCCGGUUUCCUUCAUUUAAGGACAGCUUGGCUUAUCGUUCUAUUAAUUGGCGGUCUUUGUAAGGGGAUGUAAGGGAGCGGGUGGCUUGGUUCAUGAUUUACGGCGGUCUAGGAAAAGGUGGUUUUAUCUGCCAGAGAAGUCUUGUCUUUUUCUUGUUUCUUUCGUCUCCUCAGUUCUUCGUCUUUUCUUUAUGGUUAUCCAAACGCGAGUGUACGCACUGGCUUCAAUUGCUUUUUGGAGUUGUAUGAAUGGAUAUACCAUGGGUUAUUAGACCAUUUUACGAGCGUUCGUAUACUGAGUAUCGAGUUACUGGACUCACAAUUAGAUGGCAGCAUCUGAAAUAAUGAAAUGGGAGCAAAAAAAGGUCGAAAGUAGCCACAGGGGGGCGAAAUCGAGAAAUUGGCGUCAAGAUAGUAGAUAAUAUGAAUUUAACAAACAUAUUCUUAGAAGAACA
Molecule: messenger RNA, 2994 nt
Organism: Fusarium odoratissimum NRRL 54006
Lineage: Eukaryota; Fungi; Ascomycota; Sordariomycetes; Hypocreales; Nectriaceae
Exons: 3
Coding region: 720-2210 (496 amino acids)
Biological process (GO): regulation of transcription by RNA polymerase II
Molecular function (GO): DNA-binding transcription factor activity, RNA polymerase II-specific; RNA polymerase II cis-regulatory region sequence-specific DNA binding
Source: RefSeq, a predicted model, not a curated record